AUGAACAAAACUGACUACAUUCAGGAGGCUCACAGACAACUUUCCAAUACCGCCUUUUACACAAAAUUGGACUCAGACCCCACACAAGAAUACAAGAAAGAACUGAACAAGAUUGUUAAGGAGCUACCCCCACACAUCCAAGAACAGAUCCUCACCAACACACCAACAGAACCUCGACCAGGAACUUUCUAUCUUCUACCUAAAAUACACAAACCAGGAAAUCCAGGACGCCCCAUCAUUUCAGGUAUUGGCACUAUUACAGUGGGUGUCUCCGGUUAUAUGGACUCUGUUCUGAAACCAUAUGCCAUCAGUGCUCCCAGCUAUGUACGUGACACCACAGAUUUUCUGAGGAAAAUACAAUCUUUAAAUAAUCUUCCCAACAAUACUAUACUAGCUACUAUGGAUGUGGAAUCUCUGUAUACCAACAUCCCACACAACGAUGGUUUACAAGCUAUAAGGAACACCAUUUCAGAUAAAACCACAGCGGACCUUGCCACCAAACUCUGCCAAUUUGUCCUUACCCACAACAACUUCAAAUUCGGUGAUGACCUGUUCCUUCAGAUCAGCGGCACAGCAAUGGGCACCCGCAUGGCCCCACAGUAUGCCAACAUCUUCAUGGCAGAUUUAGAACAACGUUUCCUAAACUCCUACCCACUCAAACCUCUCUUGUACCUGCGAUACAUUGACGAUAUUUUUAUCAUCUGGACACAUGGUCAACAGACCCUGGACACCUUUCACCAGAAAUUUAAUGAUUUUCACCCCACAAUCAACCUUACAAUGAAUCAAUCUAUGCAAGAAAUACAUUUUUGGACACUACUAUAA
Molecule: messenger RNA, 822 nt
Organism: Podarcis lilfordi (Lilford's wall lizard)
Lineage: Eukaryota; Metazoa; Chordata; Lepidosauria; Squamata; Lacertidae
Source: the annotation of a GenBank genome assembly